UGUUUAGAAUUAAAAAAAAAAUAAAGUCGAUUUAUUAUUCAUUUUUUAUAGGUCUGCUUAUUGAACCUUUGGUGAACUUUGGUGAAUGCAUUAAAAAAUAAAAAGAAUUACCAAGAAUGUCAGAACUUCAGUCAUCUUUACUAUUAAAGAAGCAAUUGGCAGAAUUAAACAAAAAUCCAGUAGAAGGAUUCUCAGCCGGUUUAAUUGAUGAAAAUGAUAUAUUUCGAUGGGAAGUGUUAAUAAUUGGACCACCAGAUACACUUUACGAAGGAGGAUUUUUUAAGGCACAUCUUUACUUUCCAAAAGAAUACCCUUUGAGACCACCCCGAAUGAAGUUUGUUACAGAAAUAUGGCACCCAAAUAUUGAAAAAAAUGGAGAUGUCUGCAUAUCCAUUUUACAUGAACCCGGAGAUGAUAAGUGGGGCUAUGAAAAGGCUUCGGAGCGCUGGUUACCGGUGCAUACAGUGGAAACAAUAUUGAUAUCGGUAAUUUCAAUGCUGGCUGAUCCAAAUGACGAGUCUCCAGCAAACGUCGACGCCGCAAAAGAGUGGCGAGAAUCAUACAUCGACUUUAAGCGCAAAGUAGCUCGGUGUGUCCGAAAAAGUCAAGAGGAGUGCUCGUGAAGCAGAUUUUGCCCAUAUUUGUAUAUUUAUAUAAAUAAUUUUAUACAUUAAAAGGAUUAAAUGAAUUAAAAAAGAA
Molecule: messenger RNA, 699 nt
Organism: Drosophila bipectinata
Lineage: Eukaryota; Metazoa; Arthropoda; Insecta; Diptera; Drosophilidae
Gene: Ube2g1
Product: ubiquitin-conjugating enzyme E2 G1
Biological process (GO): protein polyubiquitination; ubiquitin-dependent protein catabolic process
Molecular function (GO): ubiquitin conjugating enzyme activity
Source: RefSeq, a predicted model, not a curated record